Cydia fagiglandana is the source of this 384-nucleotide messenger RNA. Its product is annotated as histone H2A-like. Gene Ontology annotation, cellular component: nucleosome; chromatin. Gene Ontology annotation, biological process: heterochromatin formation. NCBI's taxonomy places the organism in Eukaryota, Metazoa, Arthropoda, Insecta, Lepidoptera, Tortricidae. The transcript has a single exon. The record is from RefSeq and is a predicted model, not a curated record. Gene Ontology annotation, molecular function: structural constituent of chromatin; protein heterodimerization activity; DNA binding. The annotation marks the transcript as partial.
UCAUCAAACAUGUCUGGACGCGGUAAAGGUGGCAAGGUUAAGGGAAAGGCAAAGUCACGUUCUAACCGUGCCGGACUCCAGUUCCCCGUCGGCCGUAUCCACAGGCUUUUACGCAAGGGCAACUACGCCGAGCGCGUCGGUGCCGGUGCCCCGGUGUACUUAGCCGCCGUCAUGGAGUACCUGGCCGCUGAGGUUCUCGAGUUGGCAGGCAACGCCGCUCGCGACAACAAGAAGACCAGGAUCAUCCCUAGGCAUCUCCAGCUGGCGAUCCGCAACGACGAGGAGUUGAACAAGCUCCUCUCCGGUGUGACCAUCGCCCAGGGUGGUGUGCUGCCUAACAUUCAGGCCGUACUCCUGCCCAAGAAGACCGAGAAGAAGGCUUAA